Dioscorea cayenensis subsp. rotundata (Guinea yam) is the source of this 1251-nucleotide messenger RNA. RefSeq lists its product as uncharacterized. The transcript has a single exon. NCBI's taxonomy places the organism in Eukaryota, Viridiplantae, Streptophyta, Magnoliopsida, Dioscoreales, Dioscoreaceae. The record is from RefSeq and is a predicted model, not a curated record. Bases 1 to 1251 code for a protein of 416 amino acids.
AUGUCCAUUUUCCGUUUACCGCGUUGGGUAGUUAAAGGGAUUGAUCGUAUCAGAAGAGACUUUCUUUGGUCGGGGCCUGAUAUUGAUCAUCCGGGUUGUCGACUGGUUUGCUGGAAGAAUCUAUGUCGACCGCGGGAUCAUGGGGGUUGGGGGAUCCUGGACCUGGAUUGCUUCAAUAAGGCCCUACUUGGGAAGUGGUGGUGGAAGUUCAUGAUGGACUCUUCUUGGAGAGGAGCAAUGGUGAUUCAAUUUAAUUAUGGUCUAUCUCGUUCGAAUCUUUGGCCAUACCAGACGGGUAGAAUUUCUUUCUUUUGGAAAGGGGUCUUGAGCUGUUUACCGGCUCUUAGAAGCUGUUUCUCUCACAAAAUCCUUACCAGCAAGGAUACACUUUUUUGGCAUGACGGAUGGAUUAACGGUGUCGCCCCUAGAAAUCUUUGGCCUAUUGAGUACGGCGCGAGCAUCCACCCUACUGGCACCGUUCACGAGCUUAGACACUUGUUGGUGGUGCCGCCUUUUUCCGACAAUGAGGUCGUCAGACUUACUUGUACAGACGUACAGACGUCGGAUAAUCAUUUAAAGGACAUUAAGAGUUGGAGACUUAAUGGAAAUGGGACAUUCACGGUGAAGUCCUUCUAUAAUCUCUUAAUUGAUGGGGGGCUCAGAUGCUCGAUUUCGCGUUUCUUCUGGCGUAACUGGUGUCCUAAGAAAAUUAGUCUGUUCAAUUGGCUUGCGUGGCAAAACAAAAUUCUCACGUUGGAAAACUUAGCUCGUAGGAGAUGUAAUAGACUACCAACUGAUACGUGCGUCAUGUGUAAUGCAGCGACAGAAACGGUCGACCACUUGUUUAUCCACUACUCCUUUGCUAACAAGGUCUGGGACUACUUUAUCAGCAUCCUUCGGCUACCACAGUUACCGUUGUCUCUUCGGGAUCUUUGGGGUCGGUGGAGAAAUAAUUUGCACUCUGAGAGAAGGGGUUUUGGGGACUUAGUGGCGAAAGCAAUCAUUUGGAAUAUUUGGAUAGCUAGGAACGAUUGCAUUUUCAAUGCUAAUGUCAUGCAUUCUCUUUGUCUCAUUAUGAAAAUUGAUCGUAUGCUUGUAUCUUGGUGUUUUUCUCUCGCAGACGGACCAAAAGUGAAGCUGGAAGAGGACUGCAACACUGUCAGACGCAGUUUAGAGUUCCUUGCUCCUCGUGUGAAGUCUUUCGAGGAGAUUCGAUCUUCAGUGGAGACGCUCGACCCUGGCUCUGGCUAG